Molecule: messenger RNA, 6646 nt
Organism: Hemicordylus capensis (graceful crag lizard)
Lineage: Eukaryota; Metazoa; Chordata; Lepidosauria; Squamata; Cordylidae
Gene: CLTC
Product: clathrin heavy chain
Exons: 32
Coding region: 149-5179 (1676 amino acids)
Biological process (GO): intracellular protein transport; clathrin coat assembly; mitotic cell cycle
Cellular component (GO): clathrin coat of trans-Golgi network vesicle; clathrin coat of coated pit; extracellular exosome
Molecular function (GO): structural molecule activity; clathrin light chain binding
Source: RefSeq, a predicted model, not a curated record
CCUCCGUGAGGAAGAGGAGGAGAAAGAGUCUCCCGUUUGCCGCUCUCGGCGGUCCCCCGCAGGAAGAAGGAAAGGAGGAGGCGGCCAGUCCGCCUCUGCGCCCCUCGCCGGCCUGGAGCCCCCCAACCCCAACAACGCCUCCGCCGCCAUGGCCCAGAUCCUGCCCAUCCGCUUCCAGGAGCAUCUCCAGCUCCAGAACCUGGGCAUCAACCCGGCCAAUAUUGGCUUCAGCACGCUCACCAUGGAGUCGGACAAAUUCAUCUGCAUCCGGGAGAAGGUGGGCGAGCAGGCCCAGGUGGUCAUCAUCGACAUGAACGACCCCAGCAACCCCAUCCGCCGGCCCAUCUCGGCCGACAGCGCCAUCAUGAAUCCCGCCAGCAAGGUCAUUGCGCUGAAAGCCGGGAAGACCCUCCAGAUCUUCAACAUUGAGAUGAAGAGCAAGAUGAAGGCGCACACCAUGACAGAUGACGUCACCUUCUGGAAGUGGAUCUCGCUGAACACGGUGGCCCUCGUCACGGACAACGCCGUGUACCACUGGAGCAUGGAGGGGGAGUCCCAGCCCGUCAAGAUGUUUGACCGCCACUCCAGCCUGGCCGGCUGCCAGAUCAUCAACUACCGCACGGACGCCAAGCAGAAAUGGCUGCUCCUGACGGGGAUCUCGGCCCAGCAAAACCGUGUCGUCGGAGCCAUGCAGCUUUAUUCAGUCGACCGGAAAGUCUCCCAGCCCAUCGAGGGCCAUGCAGCCAGCUUUGCACAGUUCAAGAUGGAGGGCAACGCGGAAGAAUCGACCCUCUUCUGUUUUGCAGUGAGAGGCCAAGCCGGAGGCAAGUUGCAUAUCAUUGAGGUUGGCACGCCUCCCACCGGGAACCAGCCCUUCCCCAAGAAAGCCGUGGACGUCUUCUUCCCCCCUGAAGCACAGAACGACUUCCCGGUGGCCAUGCAGAUCAGUGAAAAGCACGAUGUGGUCUUCCUGAUCACCAAGUACGGUUACAUCCACCUGUAUGACCUUGAAACGGGCACCUGCAUCUACAUGAACCGCAUCAGUGGCGAGACCAUCUUUGUCACCGCCCCCCACGAAGCCACGGCCGGCAUCAUCGGAGUCAACCGGAAAGGACAAGUCCUGUCGGUGUGUGUCGAGGAGGAGAACAUCAUCCCCUACAUCACCAACGUGCUGCAGAACCCAGACCUGGCCCUGCGCAUGGCUGUCCGCAACAACUUGGCAGGGGCCGAGGAGCUCUUUGCCCGGAAGUUCAACGCCCUCUUUGCCCAGGGGAGCUACUCGGAAGCAGCCAAGGUGGCAGCCAACGCCCCCAAGGGCAUCUUGCGCACUCCGGACACCAUCCGCCGGUUCCAGAGCGUGCCAGCGCAGCCGGGCCAGACGUCUCCCCUGCUCCAGUACUUUGGGAUCCUCCUAGACCAAGGCCAGCUGAACAAAUACGAGUCCUUGGAACUCUGCAGGCCAGUCCUCCAGCAAGGGCGCAAGCAGCUCCUGGAGAAGUGGCUGAAGGAGGACAAGCUGGAGUGCUCCGAAGAACUGGGAGAUCUCGUGAAGUCCGUGGACCCCACCCUGGCUCUGAGCGUCUACCUCCGGGCGAAUGUUCCCAACAAGGUCAUCCAGUGUUUUGCCGAAACGGGACAAGUCCAGAAGAUUGUGCUCUAUGCAAAGAAGGUCGGCUACACUCCCGACUGGAUCUUCCUCCUGAGGAACGUGAUGCGGAUCAGCCCCGACCAAGGCCAGCAGUUUGCCCAGAUGCUGGUUCAGGACGAAGAGCCGCUGGCGGAUAUCACACAAAUUGUGGAUGUGUUCAUGGAAUACAACCUGAUCCAGCAGUGCACCGCCUUCCUGCUGGACGCCCUGAAGAACAACCGCCCCUCGGAGGGCCCCCUACAAACCCGCCUGCUGGAAAUGAACCUCAUGCACGCCCCUCAGGUCGCUGAUGCCAUUUUGGGAAACCAGAUGUUCACUCACUACGACCGGGCCCACAUCGCCCAGCUGUGUGAGAAAGCCGGCCUUCUCCAGAGAGCCCUGGAGCACUUCACCGACUUGUACGACAUCAAGCGGGCCGUUGUCCACACUCACCUGCUCAACCCCGAGUGGCUGGUGAACUACUUUGGCUCCCUCUCUGUGGAAGAUUCCUUGGAGUGCUUGCGGGCCAUGCUUUCUGCCAACAUCCGCCAGAACCUGCAGAUCUGUGUCCAGGUGGCCUCCAAGUACCACGAGCAGCUUUCGACGCAGUCUCUGAUCGAGCUCUUUGAGUCCUUCAAGAGCUUUGAAGGUCUCUUCUACUUCCUGGGCUCCAUCGUCAACUUCAGCCAGGACCCGGACGUGCACUUCAAGUACAUCCAAGCGGCUUGUAAGACGGGCCAGAUCAAAGAGGUGGAGAGGAUCUGCAGGGAGAGUAACUGCUACGACCCGGAGCGUGUGAAGAACUUCCUCAAGGAAGCCAAACUGACAGACCAGCUCCCGCUGAUUAUCGUGUGUGACCGCUUCGACUUUGUCCAUGACCUGGUGCUCUACUUGUACAGGAACAACCUCCAGAAAUACAUCGAGAUCUACGUGCAGAAGGUGAACCCCAGCCGCCUCCCCGUGGUCAUCGGGGGCCUGCUGGACGUCGACUGCUCGGAAGACGUCAUCAAGAACCUGAUCCUGGUGGUGAGAGGGCAGUUCUCCACAGAUGAGCUGGUGGCCGAGGUGGAGAAGAGGAACAGGCUAAAACUUCUCCUGCCAUGGCUGGAGGCCAGGAUCCAUGAGGGCUGCGAGGAGCCGGCGACGCACAACGCGCUAGCGAAAAUCUACAUCGACAGCAACAACAACCCCGAGCGGUUUCUGCGCGAGAACCCCUUCUAUGACAGCCGGGUGGUGGGGAAGUACUGCGAGAAGAGAGACCCCCACCUGGCCUGUGUGGCAUACGAACGCGGCCAGUGCGAUCUGGAGCUGAUCAACGUCUGCAAUGAGAACUCCCUCUUCAAGAGCCUCUCCCGCUACUUGGUGCGCCGCAAGGACCCCGAUCGCUGGGCCAGCGUGCUGCUGGAGAGCAACCCCUACCGGAGGCCCCUGAUUGACCAGGUGGUGCAGACGGCGCUUUCCGAGACUCAGGACCCCGAAGAAGUCUCUGUGACGGUCAAGGCUUUCAUGACGGCCGACCUUCCCAACGAACUCAUUGAGCUGCUGGAGAAGAUUGUUCUGGACAACUCGGUGUUCAGCGAGCACAGGAACCUGCAGAACCUGCUCAUCCUGACAGCCAUCAAGGCUGACCGGACCCGCGUCAUGGAGUACAUCAAUCGCCUGGAUAACUAUGACGCUCCCGACAUCGCCAACAUCGCCAUCAGCAACGAGCUCUUCGAGGAGGCUUUUGCCAUCUUCCGAAAGUUUGACGUCAACACAUCGGCAGUGCAGGUGUUGAUUGAGCACAUCGGGAACCUGGACCGGGCCUAUGAGUUUGCCGAGCGCUGCAACGAGCCGGCCGUGUGGAGCCAGCUGGCCAAAGCCCAGCUCCAGAAAGGGAUGGUCAAGGAAGCCAUCGACUCCUACAUCAAGGCGGACGAUCCCUCAUCCUACAUGGAGGUGGUUCAGGCCGCCAACUCGAGUGGGAACUGGGAGGAGCUGGUCAAGUACUUGCAGAUGGCGCGUAGGAAGGCCCGGGAGUCCUACGUGGAGACGGAGCUCAUCUUUGCCCUGGCGAAAACCAACCGCUUGGCGGAGCUGGAAGAAUUCAUCAAUGGGCCCAACAACGCCCACAUUCAGCAAGUUGGCGACCGUUGCUAUGAGGAGAAGAUGUACGAUGCCGCCAAGCUGCUCUACAACAACGUCUCCAACUUUGGCCGCUUGGCCUCCACCUUGGUUCACCUGGGCGAGUACCAAGCAGCUGUGGACGGGGCCCGGAAAGCAAACAGCACCCGCACCUGGAAGGAGGUGUGCUUCGCCUGCGUUGACGGGAAGGAGUUCCGCCUGGCCCAGAUGUGCGGCCUCCACAUUGUCGUGCACGCGGACGAGCUGGAGGAGCUGAUCAACUACUACCAGGACCGCGGCUACUUUGAGGAGCUGAUCACCAUGUUGGAAGCGGCCCUGGGGCUGGAGCGGGCCCACAUGGGGAUGUUCACCGAACUGGCCAUCCUCUACUCCAAAUUCAAGCCCCAGAAGAUGAGGGAGCACCUGGAGCUCUUCUGGUCCCGAGUCAACAUUCCGAAGGUGCUGCGGGCAGCGGAACAAGCUCACCUCUGGGCCGAGCUGGUCUUCCUGUACGACAAAUACGAAGAGUAUGACAACGCCAUCAUCACCAUGAUGAACCACCCGACCGAUGCCUGGAAGGAAGGGCAGUUCAAGGACAUCAUCACGAAGGUGGCCAACGUGGAGCUGUACUACAAAGCGAUCCAGUUCUACCUGGAGUUCAAGCCGCUCCUGCUCAACGACCUGCUGAUGGUCCUCUCCCCCCGGCUCGACCACACGCGGGCGGUCAACUUCUUCAGCAAGGUUAAACAGCUACCGCUGGUGAAGCCUUACCUGCGCUCAGUUCAGAACCACAACAACAAAGCGGUGAAUGAAUCUCUGAACAACCUCUUCAUCACGGAAGAAGACUAUCAGGCUCUCCGGACAUCGAUAGACGCCUACGACAACUUUGAUAACAUCUCCCUCGCUCAGCGCCUGGAGAAGCACGAGCUGAUUGAGUUCCGGAGAAUCGCUGCGUAUCUCUUCAAGGGCAACAACCGCUGGAAGCAGAGCGUGGAACUCUGCAAGAAAGACCGGCUCUACAAGGACGCCAUGCAAUACGCCUCGGAGUCCAAAGACACGGAGCUGGCGGAGGAGCUGCUCCAGUGGUUCCUGUUGGAGGACAAGCAGGAGUGCUUUGGCGCCUGCCUCUUCACCUGCUAUGACCUGCUGCGGCCGGACGUCGUCCUGGAGACCGCCUGGAGGCACAACAUCAUGGACUUCGCCAUGCCCUACUUCAUCCAGGUCAUGAAGGAGUACUUGAGCAAGGUGGACAAGCUGGAUGCCUCGGAAUCCCUGAGGAAAGAGGAGGAGCAAGCGACGGAGACGCAGCCUAUCGUUUAUGGUCAGCCCCAGCUGAUGUUGACGGCGGGCCCCAGCGUCCCUGUCCCCCCACAAGCACCUUUUGGCUAUGGCUACGGCGCAGCGCCUCCGUAUGGGCAACCUCAGCCUGGGUUUGGCUACACCAUGUAAGGAGCCCGGUCCUGCUGGAGCUAGCGAGUUAGCUGGCCGCGGCAGCGGUGGCAUCAUCGUGUGGCUGAAACUCUACCGUCCCUCCCACCUUGACUCGACAGGGAACAGUCUCCUGGCCUCGUAACCUUUACUCUAUGAAGGACUGUGUUCUGUUUGUUCAUCCCGCCUGCCCUCCUCCUCCUCCUCCUCCCCCCCAGCGCGAGGCCCUGGAAUCCCACUUCUGCAAAUUUUCCUUUUUUUCACAUUCCAUGUCCCCUGGGCCUCCUCUUAUCUCCUCCCCUCCGAAUGGGGAAUAGUUUUCAAUGUUCCGACUUCCCUUCCUUCCUUCCCUGCUUCUGGACAUUUGACCCGGUCUCUCUCGUGACGCCUCCAGUCUGCGCUCUGUAACAUUUAAACUCUACUAUACUGAACCUCUUUAAGUUGAGUGUCUGUGAGCCGCUUACAAAAAACACACACCAUGCACUGUCCUUCUCUCCAUUUCAUUUAAGAAGUCAAUGUGUAUUCUGAAGGGGGAGGCGAAAAGGCGGAAGAGGAGAACCCCGUGCAUUUGGAGCCGAAACACUAAUUGGCACGGCCUGGCUCUUUAAAAAACCAAAACUGCGUACAGACCGCCUUUCCUGAACUUACAAGCAACCAAACCUGGUCAAGUCCCCCCCCCCCCGUUAACCUCACCAGGUCUCCCAAUUCCUCGUAGAGUAAUUGGCCUGUGUGUGCUCCCUCCGCGUGGAAAGGAGGGCCUGCCUGUUGUGUUGUACCCUGUGCUUUCUCUGUGUGUGGGGACCAUUUUUCUUUUCCAUGGAGGGAGCACCCUGAAUCCAAUAUUUGCGUGUCUUUUGACUAACCCUGCCCUCAGGUUUGUGUCUAUUGGAUAUUGUAGUGUCGAAGAUCACUUAUUUUCCUGAGUGUACAGAAGGGAGAGAACUCAAGACGGGAUGGGCGGGGGGGGACCCCAUUGCUGUUUCAGUUUUGUUUGUGCAACUUGAUGACUCAAAACUUUAAAACAAAUAUAAUAAACGACUGGACUGUGGACAUACUCUAUAGUAGUAGUUUUUCAGUAUGUUAUCUCUCAGCUCCUUUACGGUGUACACGCUCAACGCCGAACAGCAGACAGGUGGAACUGUGCUCUUGAGCUCAAAGGGAGGGACCAGCAACUUAGCAGAAUACCAAAACUGUUCCUGUGGAGACUCUUGGCAGGCGUCUUGCACUGAAGAGACGGCGCGAGAAGCCCGUCUCGCAAGGCUCGGACGCUGUUCCAGACAGGGAGGAGGAGGAUGGACGGCACUUUGCAGCAAAACAGCGAUAGCUGGGCCAUGGACAGCAUCUUCUACCCAGGUUAAAAAAAGAAACCUCUUUAGGGUUGUAGUUUUGAGUGUUUCCAGUUUAAAUUUGACAAAAGAUCAUGUUAUAGGUAUGUUAAGUUGCCUUAAUAUAUUUAGCUUCAAAAAUAAAAUUGACUUCAAUGUUCAA